Messenger RNA from Manis javanica (Malayan pangolin), 2927 nucleotides. The record is from RefSeq and is a predicted model, not a curated record. Lineage: Eukaryota; Metazoa; Chordata; Mammalia; Pholidota; Manidae.
UGCCUGAAAUCUGUGCGUUGCCCCUUUAAUUGUGUCCCCAGCCCUCGGGCGUUUCUGUCCAACGCCCACGUCAGCAAAUACCUUUUGUUUCUCUCACGCUGGGGCUACUUGUUUUAGGGCGCAAGGGAACGGCUUCGAAAGUGGGUAUUUCCCCCUGCUGAGAACCAGGAAUCUUCCCCCAGCCCGCGCGCGCGACCCGCCGCGGCCCGCGAUUUUAAUAUCAAGGUCCAGGAUAAGAAAUAAAUAAGUAAGUAAGACAAUCCUUCAUACACAGACAAACACUUGGAAUCUCCCCUCCUUUACUCCAUUCAGUUGACUUAGCAGGAUUUCCAGAGCAGCAUUCAUAAAUUUUGAGGAUGGAGAUCUCUUCUCAUCAGUCUCACCUCCUGCAACAAUUGAAUGAGCAGCGCCGGCAAGAUGUCUUUUGUGAUUGCAGUAUUCUAGUUGAAGGGAAGGUCUUCAAAGCGCAUCGAAAUGUGUUGUUUGCUAGUAGUGGCUAUUUUAAAAUGCUUCUUUCUCAGAAUUCAAAGGAGACAAGUCAGCCAACCACAGCUACUUUUCAGGCUUUCUCCCCAGACACGUUUACAGUUAUCCUGGACUUCGUCUAUUCUGGCAAACUGUCUCUUACUGGGCAGAAUGUCAUAGAAGUGAUGUCAGCUGCUAGCUUCCUUCAGAUGACUGAUGUGAUUAGUGUCUGUAAGACCUUUAUUAAAUCUUCAUUAGACAUCAGUGAGAAAGAAAAAGAUCGCUAUUUCAGUCUCUCUGAUAAAGAUGCCAGUUCUAAUGGCAUAGAACGUUCCUCUUUUUAUGGCGGUGGCUGGCAAGAAGAAAGCAGUUCUCCACAUUCCCACCUAAGCCCAGAGCAAGGGACAGGUGUAAGUGGGAAAUCCUGGAGUAAGUAUAAUUACCAUUCAGCCUCCCAAAGGAAUACUCAGCAGCCUUUGGCCAAGCAUGAACAAAGGAAAGAUUCCAUUAAAAAGUCCAAACAUUUGAGGUUGUCCCAGCCUUCUGAAGUUGCCCAUUAUAAGUCAAGCAAACGAGAAGCACGGACAUCUGAUUCUUCCAGCCACAUUUCCCAGUCUGAAGAACAAGCACAAAUUGGUGCUGAAAUAGACUCUACUCCUAUUGGCUAUCCGUAUGGUCAAGGAUCUGAUGUCACCUCCAGAAGUUUCCCAGAUGAUCUGCCUAGGAUGCGAUUCAAAUGCCCAUACUGCACACACGUGGUGAAGCGGAAAGCAGACCUCAAGCGCCAUCUUCGUUGUCACACAGGAGAAAGGCCCUAUCCAUGUCAAGCUUGUGGGAAAAGAUUUAGCAGGCUAGACCAUCUAAGUAGCCAUUUUCGAACAAUUCACCAGGCAUGCAAACUUAUCUGCAGAAAAUGCAAACGCCAUGUGACUGAUCUAACAGGGCAAGUGGUACAGGAAGGAACCAGGCGCUACAGACUCUGUAAUGAGUGCCUUGCUGAAGUUGGCAUAGACAGCCUCCCCAUUGAUUUGGAAGCUGAACAGCAUCUUAUGUCCCCUUCAGAUGGAGACAAGGAUUCCAGAUGGCACUUGAGUGAAGAUGAGAAUAGAUCGUAUGUGGAGAUUGUAGAGGAUGGGUCUGCUGAUCUGGUCAUACAACAGGUUGAUGAUAGUGAAGAAGAAGAAGAAGAAAAAGAAAUAAAGCCCAACAUUAGGUAGCUGUAAUGUGGACCACUAAAGCUGGAAUGUCUGCAACUUAGAUUGACUUCCUGUAUCUCUCUCUUUCCGUGGUCAGAGACAAAUUUAUCAGACUGACUGAAAAGUAAUGACCUGAUACAACUUGCAUGCUUUCUGAUUAGGCCAUUGUAUCUGCUCUGAACUUUGUUGCCCUGAAAUGUGUUGCUGCGCUGUAAGAAAGAUGUAGCUGGAGUUGGCAUGAUAGCUAAACAAGUCAUCUUUAAUAAAUUUAUUAAGGAGAUACCUUUUUUCUUUUAAUAUUGGAAAUUCUGCUUAGCCAAGUUUUUUCAAAGGAAAUAUUUUAAAUAAGUUUACCACAACCAAACUUUAUGUUUAAGAUAAUUUCAAGGUGUUUCAAAAACAUAUAAACUACCAAUAUUGAAUUUUCACAGAGAACCAGGUAAGAGCACAUUUAAGGCUCUGGCAUCCUAAGUGACUGAAGUCUUUCUAUGAACUUGGGAUCUAUAACAACCUAUCGUUAUUCCAGUAUCUUAAAUGUUUUAGGACUAUGGCAGAACACAAAUCUAAAAUAUUUGAAAUCAUCAUAUUUGAAUUUUUGUCAUUAAGUUGAAAAUUACUCCUAUGUAGUCAGUGUUGUUCAGCAAAAACAAAAACCUAAAGUAGAGGCUGACCAGAGAUUAUAUACAGAUAUCAUUUUCUUAAAGUAGGGAACCUAAUACUGCUUUAAGGUCAAGGUAGUUUGCAAAGAUCUGUCAGUAUGGUUCUUUUCUUCCCUAAAGAAAAAAAAUUUUUUUAAACCAAGAAAACUGGAGGUUCUUACCAGUUCCUAUGAUUAAUUUCUAACAUUUUACUGUACUGCUGUAUUAUUUAUAAAGUGCUCUCUUACAUAUUUUCUCAUUUAAUCGGCAAGGUAAAUAUUAUUGUCUCUGAUUUACAAAUGAGGAAGUUAGGGUCAGAAAAGUUAAGUGGUGGGACUGGUGACUGGACAAGUUUUUAUUUUAGACAGUCCUCUUUCGACUAUCUCCAUGUAUUGUCUCCUGAAAUGGCAAAGAAUGGAAGUCAAACCUCACCAAUCUGUAGUAAUUAAAAAAAGAAGCCUAACAGAAUUAGAAAGUAUGAAAGAAGAAUUUCAUCAUCUUCAACAUACAUCUUGAACUAGAGUUAUUCAAAUAGUACUAAGUGAUGUCUCUAUGGUAUCUAUUGAUAUGAUUUUAUGAGUUAUUUAUAUGUAAAUUUUACAUAUAAAACUAUUUGAACAAGUUAUUC